Selaginella moellendorffii is the source of this 645-nucleotide messenger RNA. RefSeq names its product glycine-rich cell wall structural protein 2-like. The record is from RefSeq and is a predicted model, not a curated record. The coding region runs from base 1 to 645 and encodes 214 amino acids. NCBI's taxonomy places the organism in Eukaryota, Viridiplantae, Streptophyta, Lycopodiopsida, Selaginellales, Selaginellaceae. The transcript is spliced from 2 exons.
AUGGGGACCAAGAUCUUUCUCUUUGCGUUGCUGGCUGUGGCUGGAAUGAUCCUCCUCGCAGAUGCCCGGGUCUCUCGAAUCCUCGAAGAGGAGGUCUCCAAAUCCUCGUCCUCCACUUCCAGCUCCACCAAGGAGUACUCGGGCGGAGGCGCUGGAGGCACGCAAUCGGCUGGAGGAGGCGGGUACGGAAACUCCAAGGGAGGUAGCGGCUAUGGCGGAACUCCCAGCGCGGGUGGUGCCGGGUACGGGAGCUCCCAGGGCGGGGGCGGAUACGGCGGAACGCCCAGCGCGGGCGGCGCGGGAUACGGCAAUGCGGGUAGUGGCGGCGGGUACGGCGGCACCCCGGGCGCUGGCGGCGGUGGGUACGGAAACUCCCAUGGUGGUGGCGGCGGCGGCUGCUGGGGGCCGGUUUGUGGCGGAGGCUUUGGCGGGCCGAGCGGUGGCGGCGGCGGCGUCACGAUUGGCGGUGUUCCAAUCGGGUAUGGGUACGGUAAUGGGAAUGGCGGGUACGGAUAUGGAGGAAAAAAUCAGGUUAAAAGAUCCAUGGCAUGGAAGCGAUGCCAUGUGUCUUUGGUUAAAAAUGGCAGCGCUAGGCUAGGGUUCUUGGAGCUGGAAUCAUCUACGCAGCGGCGCCGAGUCGUGUAG